Molecule: messenger RNA, 1449 nt
Organism: Triticum urartu
Lineage: Eukaryota; Viridiplantae; Streptophyta; Magnoliopsida; Poales; Poaceae
Molecular function (GO): zinc ion binding
Source: RefSeq, a predicted model, not a curated record
AUGAAGGAAGCAUUUUGGUAGUGCGGUACCGGCCGAGCUCCCCUUUUCCUCGCCCCAUUUGUUCUUGCGCCUGCUACACGAAAAGUUUGGCCGGAGAGGGUUUUCCUUUCCCCAAGAGCAAGAGCCGGGAUGCAGGGCGCCGGCGCCGCCGAGGGGAGGAGCAGGGGCUCGCCGUGGGCGAUGGACAAGCCCGACGAGAGCGCCAAGAAGGCGCGGCUGGACCUGCCCGACGGCCACCUCGUGAAGCAAGAGCUCGUCGCGCACGACGCGGCGGCCGGAGGAGGCGCCGUCGUCGCGGUGGCGGAGCACAGCCCGAGGGCGGAGCUCGCCGUGAAGAUCGACAUGUGCGUGCUCCACUGCCCGCUCUGCGCCCUCCCCUUCAAGCCCCCCGUCUUCCAGUGCAAGGGCGGCCACCUGGCCUGCGGCGGGUGCGUGGCCCAGCAGCCCUCCGGGCAGUGCGGGGCGUGCGCGGACGGCUGCGGCUUCUUCGACCCCUGCCCGGCGCUGGACGCCGUCGUCUCCUCCACCAGGGUCCAGUGCCCCAACGCCGGCUGCCACAGGUACGUCACCUACCACCAGGCCGACGAGCACCGGAGCGCGUGCGCGCACGCGCCCUGCCGCUGCACGGAGCACGGCUGCGGCUUCGUCGGCGCGGCGCCGGACCUCGCCGCCCACCUCAGCGCCGCCCACUCCGUGCCGGUGCGCCCCAUCCACUACGGCAAGGUGAGCCGGUUCCAGGUGCCCGUGUCCACGCCGCGGCUGCUGCUCGUCGGCGACGACGACGGCCGCGUGUUCCUGCUCACCGUGGGCGCGCUCGGCGCCGCGGCCACCGCCGUGUCCGUGGUCUGCGCCAGGGGGAGCGCGGCCACCAAGCCGCGGUUCACGUGCAAGAUGUGGGUCAACCUGACGGCCUCGGCGGCCGCGAACGGCGGCAAGGCGGACAUCGUGCUGGUGGAGAUGCAGAUGAGGAGCAGCACCUCGCCCAGCGCCGUGGUGGCCGCCGGCGAGCCGACGUUCCUCGCCGUGCCGCCGGUGUACCUGGUCCCCGGAGCGGACGGGGGCGAUGCCAUGGAGGUGCCACUCAACGUGCGCAUCGACAAGGCUCUGCCUUGGUCCGACUGAUUGAUUGAUUGAUUGAGGUCCACCGAUCGAGAUGCAACUGAAACUAUCUGGAGUAUGAUUGAAGACACUUGCACUGCAUGCUACUGGUCCUGUUGAGAAAUGCCAUAACCAUGGAUGCCAACUCAUAAUUCUCCGAGCUUAUCAAAUUGAUGUGAGAAAAGGACCCAUUUUUAUUGUUGUUUUUGUGUGCACCCUUGGAAAUUCGCAUGCUAUUGAACACAUCAUUUUCAUUUUCCUUUUCCUUUCGGGGUAUCAUAUACAUAUAUACAUUUCUCUACCUACCUACCGCACGAUCGAUCUUUGUACAGCUCAAACUAAUGUCAAGAA